Molecule: messenger RNA, 4919 nt
Organism: Oncorhynchus masou masou (cherry salmon)
Lineage: Eukaryota; Metazoa; Chordata; Actinopteri; Salmoniformes; Salmonidae
Product: leucine-rich repeat neuronal protein 2-like
Exons: 2
Coding region: 536-2797 (753 amino acids)
Molecular function (GO): protein binding
Source: RefSeq, a predicted model, not a curated record
CUGAGAUACAGUGGGGUUGGGGAGAGUGCAGUUUCAUCCUGUAGAGAUCUCCCCACAGCCUCAGAGAUAGAAAAGGAGGAAUAUUUUAAAAAGAGAGAAAUACAGAAUGGGAAACACAUAUGUUUUAAGGGGAGAGAGAGGAAGGAUGAUUUAUUGUGGAGCAAGCCAUUGACAAAGCGAGACAAAGACAAGCUGACUGAACAUUCCUGGAGAAAAACUACUCUGACAAGAUUGUGGGAUAGGAAAAGAGGGACAGAAGGAAAGAGGACGGAUCGAGAGAUGCAUGCAGUCAACCGUACUCAUUCGAUGGUCUCCUUAGUGUGUACAGAGCCAUGCCCAGUACACCUGUCGCCACAAUGUGACAGCGACCGUCUGACCACGGAGACAGUCCACAACACUUUAGACUCCUAUGGCACUGUAACCUGGCAACAGCAGAUACCUAGAGCGCUGUAACUUGGCAACAACACUGGGUCACCUCAAUCGAAUUGCCACCACUGAAUCGACUCCUCUGAAUCAACUCCUCUCUGCUGUGAGGAUGCUGAGGGUGUCAAUGGUCCUACUGCAGAGGCAGCUGGUCCUGUGUGUGUGGGUGUGUGUGUCCAGUGCACUAGUGGUCCAUUCCCUGCCAUGGAGCGUCUCCUGCCCGGCAGGGUGUGUGUGUCAGAUCAUGCCCUGGUUUUCCCCCCAGUCAUUGUCCUGCGAGGUUCCAACUGUGGACUGUAACAACCUGUUCCUGACCCAGCUCCCCUCCCCUCUCCCCCUAGACACACACACCCUCUGUCUGCAGAGUAACCUGCUGUCUGCCUUGGAGACACCACUGUUACAGACACUCCCCAACCUCACAGAGCUGGAUCUGUCUCAGAACCGCUUCAGCAGUGUUAGGACACUAACCUCAACCCAGCCCCAGACUCCCUCCCUGCGCUCCCUACUCUCCUUGCACAUGGAGGAGAACCAGCUCCGGUCCCUGCCCCCUGCCGCCUUCUCUUCCCUGCCUGCCCUACAGGAGCUCUUCCUCAGCCACAACCAGCUGGCCUCCCUGGCUCCUAGAGCCUUCUCUGGCUUGGGCUCCCUGCUGCGCCUGCACCUCAACAACAACCACCUGACCUCAAUUGACCCCCUCUGGUUCACCACCCUGCCCUGCCUCCAGGUGCUGAUGCUGGGGGGAAACCCAGUGGAGGUCCUCCCUGAACGGGGCUUCCAGGCGCUGGCGUCUCUACGCAGCCUGGUGCUGGGGGGCAUGGGGCUGAAAGGGUUGCCUGAGAGGGCCCUGGAGGGGCUGGACAGCCUGGAGAGCCUGUCCUUCUACGACAACCUCCUCACCACUGUCCCCACACAGGCUCUGAGGAGGCUCCCAGGCCUGAAGUUCCUGGACCUGAAUAAGAACCGUCUGAGUCUGGUUCAGACAGGGGACUUCAGGGACCUGGUCCACCUGACAGAGCUGGGUCUGAACAACAUGGAGGAGCUGGUGGCCAUCGAGAGGGCAGCCAUGGAGAACCUGCCUGAGCUCACCAAGCUGGAGAUCACCAACAACCCCCGGCUGUCCUACAUCCACCCCCAGGCCUUCUUCCAGCUGGGCAGGCUCGAGAGCCUGAUGCUGAACUCCAACGCUCUGACUGCUCUGCACCAACACACUGUCCUGUCUCUGCCCAGACUGAGGGAGGUCAGCCUGCACUCCAACCCCCUCCGCUGUGACUGCCUGUUUCGCUGGGUGGCUGAGGAGCACCCUCACACAGAUGCUGACGCACACACAGAUACACAGAUGCCACAGGCUGUGAGGUUUAUCCAGCCCCAGGCCACAUUGUGUUCUGAGCCUCCAGAGCUGAGGGCUCGCAGGGUGAGGGAGGUGUCAAUCACAGAGAUGUCAGCCUCCUGCCUCCCCCUCAUCCCCCCUGGCAUCCUCCCCCCCUACGUGGGGGUGAGAGAGGGGGAGAAGCUGGCUCUGCACUGUCGCGCCCUGGCAGAGCCUCAGCCCACAAUCUACUGGGUCACUCCUUCUGGACAGACACUGGGAUCAUCCAACAACACCCACAGCCACAAGCCUGCAUCCAGACCCUACUUCAAGCCUGCAUCCAGACCCUACUCCAAGCCUGCAUCCAGACCCUACUCCAAGCCUGCAUCCAGACCCUACUCCAAGCCUGGAUCCAGACCCUACUCCAAGCCUGCAUCCAGACCCUACUCCAAGCCUGGAUCCAGACCCUACUCCAAGCCUGGAUCCAGACCCUACUCCAAGCCUGGAUCCAGACCCUACUCCAAGCCUGCAUCCAGACCCUACUCCAAGCCUGGAUCCAGACCCUACUCCAAGCCUGGAUCCAGACCCUACUCCAAGCCUGGAUCCAGACCCUACUCCAAGCCUGGAUCCAGACCCUACUCCAAGCCUGGAUCCAGACCCUACUCCAAGCCUGGAUCCAGACCCUACUCCAAGCCUGGAUCCAGACCCUACUCCAAGCCUGGAUCCAGACCCUACUCCAAGCCUAUCUCCAGCCUCAACUCCAAGCCUGCAUCUAGCCAGACAUCCAACUACUCCUCUUACCAUUCCCACUUACCCAGCCCAGCAUCUGGUAAUGCCCCUGUCCUCUUUUCCAGCCUCACCCCUUCCUCUCCCCCCCUCCUCUCCUCCCCUGCCUACCGGCUCCUGCCAGAGGGAACAUUGGAGAUCGUCAUGGUGACAUCCCGGGAUUCGGGUCUGUACACCUGUGUGGCUGAGAACACACUGGGGGCCGACACUCACAGUGUGACUGUAGGGGUGCAGGGGCCAGGGAAGGGGUUGAGGCAACAGAUGUUGGAGGGUAGAGGAUAGGGGUUAAAGAAGAGGGUUUUGAAGGAAGGGAGGUCACAUGAGGGCAAGGGUCAAGACAGCAAGCAUGAGGAGCAGCACACAUAUGAGUAAAGCCUAGCUAUAUAAAUAAUGAAUGAUAUUAUACACAUAAUAACAUACACACAUACUUGCAGUACAUCGUUUCCAAAGAUAACAUUGCUUCCAGGGAUGAUUUAUAGGAUAGAUAUGGCUAUCACUCUUGGCGGGGGUGCAGUUGUAGGUGGUUGUGAAGCCCAAUCCAGGAGGCACAUGUACUGCCGCAGUUGGGACAUGUUAGGGCUGAAUCUGGAGAUGCUUGUGGGAGUGGUUGGGAACAUUGAGGCCUGUAAAUAGGACACAGUGGCAGUACAUACGACAGUGUUGUACAGUCAGAUAUGUAUAUACUUUAUAUAUACAGUACAUUUAGAAAGUAUUAAGACCCCUUGACUUUUUUCACAUUUUGUUAUGUUACAGCCUUGUUCUAAAAUUGAUGACAGUUUUUUUCUAUAAUCAAUCGACACACAAUACUCCAUAAUGACAAAACAAAAACAGGUUUUUAGAAAGUUUUAAAAAUGUAUUAAAAAAAACAACUGAAAUAUGACAUUUACAUAAGUAUUCAGACCCUUUACUCAGUACUUUGUUGAAGCACCUACAGCCUCGAGUCUGUAAUCGCUACAAGCUUGGCACUCCUGUAUUUGGGGAGUUUCUCCCAUUCUUCUCUGCAGAUUCUCUCAGGCUCUGUUGGGUUGGAUGGGGAGAGUUGCUGCUCAGCUAUUUUCUCUCCAGAGAUAUUUGAUGGGGUUCAAGUCCGGGCUCUGGCUGGGCUACUCAAGGACAUUCAGAGACUUGUCACGAAGCCACUCCUGCAUUGUCUUGGCUGUCUGCUUAGGGUCGUUGUCCUGUUGGAAGGUGAACCUUCACCCCAAUCUGAGUACAUGAGUGCUCUGGAGCAGGUUUUCAUCAAGGAUCUCUCUGUACUUUGCUCCGUUCAUCUUUCCCUCGAUCCAGACAACUCUCCCAGUCCCUGCUGUUGAAAAACAUCCCCGCAGCAUGAUGCUGCCACUAUCAUGCUUCACCGUAGGGAUGGUUUCCUCCAGACGUGAUUCUUGGCAUUCAGGCCAAAGAGUUCAAUCUUGGUUUCAUCAGACCAGAGAAUCUUGUUUCUCAUGGCCUGAAAGUCCUUUAGGUGCCUUUUGGCAAACUCCAAGCAGGCUGUCAUGUGCCUUAUACUGAGGAGUGACUUUGGUCUGGCCACCAUUAAGGCCUGAUUGGUGGAGUGCUGCAGAGAUGGUUGUCCUUCUGGAAAUUUAUCCCAUCUCUGCAGAGGAACUCUGGAGCUCUGCCAGAGUGACCAUCGUGUCCCCGAUUGCUCAAUUUGGCUAGGCGGCCAGCUCUAGGAAGAGUCUUGGUGGUUCCAAACUUCUUCCCUUUAAGAAUGAUGGAGGCCGCUGUGUUCUUGGGGACCGUCACAUCAACGCUGAAGAAAUGUUUUGGUACCAGAUCUGUGCCUUGACACAAUCCUGUCUCAGAGUUCUACGACAAUUCCUUCAACCUCAUGGCUUGGUUUUUGCUCUGACGUGCACUGUCAACUGUGGGACCUUAUAUAGAAUAUAUGAUCAAAAGUGUCUGUUUUUGUUUUGUCAUUAUGGGGUAUUGUGUAUAGACUGAUGCGGACAUUUUCCACAAAAUGUGGAAAAAGGGAAGGGGUCUGAAUACUUUCUGAGUGCACUGUAAGCAUAGGCCUACACAUUGACAUGGCUUGAGUUUGUAUAAAGACGACACUCAAACUGUGGUACUUGCCAUAGAGAAAAGAAAUGGACUAUAAUGGACUAUAAGUAUUCUUCACUUACACAAGGGGACAGGCAUUUUCCAAACAGUGUCAUUUUAUUGUAGCCUUUCCCUGCCUUCUUUGAGGUUUUGUAAAUCUAAGUGGUUAAUGUGACCAGCCCUUUCUCACUCCGCCGAUUCCAUCGGCUUCCUGUCACCUUGCGUUAUUCUUCUAUCCUACUGCCUUUACAUAACAUUACCUUGUUUUCCUACCCAGUGUGCCACUUCUAUUUCAAAUAGGAUUGAGAUGUAUCAAAUUCUAUUUUGAGCUAUUAUUAAAAAAGGUUAGACUGAUUUA